Messenger RNA from Dalotia coriaria, 839 nucleotides. It is a transcript of the gene Atg5, whose product is annotated as autophagy protein 5. NCBI's taxonomy places the organism in Eukaryota, Metazoa, Arthropoda, Insecta, Coleoptera, Staphylinidae. Bases 1 to 810 code for a protein of 269 amino acids. Gene Ontology annotation, molecular function: Atg8-family ligase activity. The record is from RefSeq and is a predicted model, not a curated record. The transcript has 4 exons. Gene Ontology annotation, cellular component: cytoplasm; Atg12-Atg5-Atg16 complex; phagophore assembly site membrane. Gene Ontology annotation, biological process: nucleophagy; C-terminal protein lipidation; cellular response to nitrogen starvation.
AUGGCUAAUGACCGCGAAAUUUUGCGCGAAAUAUGGGAAGGCAAACUGCCCGUGUGUUUUACAUUGGAUCCUGAGGAAGUGUAUGAACUCCAGCAACCAGAUCCAUUCUAUUUGAUGGUGCCCCGACUGUCCUACUUCCCACUGGUGAUAGAUAAGGUAAAGAAACACUUCAUGAGAUUUACUUCAAAUGACAAGAAUGAUCAGGACAUGUGGCUGGAGUUUGAUGGUCAGCCACUAAAAUGGCACUGCCCAAUUGGGGUGCUUUUUGAUUUACAUGUCCGCUCUGACAACACCCAACUGGCACUGCCAUGGAACAUUACUGUGCACUUUUACAAAUUCCCAGAGAAGCAAAUAUUCCGUUUCAAUAGCAAAGAUUUGGUAGAAUCCUACUUUUUGUCCAGCCUGAAGGAAGCUGACCUGCUUAAGCAUAGAAGCCAGGUAGUGGGCUCCAUGUUGAAGAAGGACCACACUCAGUUAUGGUUGGGAUUGCAGAAUGACAAAUUUGACCAGUUUUGGGCAGUCAACAGGAAGCUUAUGGAAACAAUUGCUGAACAAGACAGUUUCAAGCAUAUUCCCUACCGGUUGUAUAUUAAUGACGGAUAUAUACAAAAGUUAGUCAGGCCAAUUUGUGAGGGUGGGCGCAAGAAGACUUUGCGCGACCUACUUGAAGAAACUCUACCUGAGCAAGUGUUUGCAGGCAAGGUGUGCACACAUGGCAUGUUUCCACCAUUAGAUACACCGCUACAGUGGAUGUCGGAACAUCUCAGCUAUCCUGACAAUUUUUUGCAUCUAUGCUUGGUGCAGCCAUAAACUCUAAACAAUAAAAAAUAUACAAAUCA